CGUUAAUCUUAUAUCAAAAUAUAACCAUGAGAUCAUUCCGUGAGAUAUAUGAAGAUUUAACUACGUCUGAAAAUAACAGUUCUGCUUAACCUACGGCUGCAAAAGGAUUACAAAGGUUUAUCAUCAGGCGAAGAAUGACACCUAAUUUUCUGUUGUUUGCCUUGUCUGUGCUGGGGAGUUUCUGUCUUGUCAAUGCGACUUGGCCACCAGCUUGCACCAUAAACCCGUGCAAAAACAGUGGAAUUUGCGUGCCCUCUUCAGUUGGCUACUAUUGUCGCUGUACCGGUUCUUACACGGGCAGGCUAUGUGAGAAAGCCAUCAACGCAUGCCUAUCGAACCCAUGCUUAGGAGGAGGGACAUGCGCAGUGGGAUCAUACAAUCGUCACUGGUACUGCAUCUGUCCAUCUGCAAAAACUGGUCUGCGCUGUGAACAAGUGAUUCAUGAUUGCUCAAGUCAACCAUGUCAAAAUGACGGCAGCUGUUGUGAAAAUCAGAGUGGAUAUACCUGUGACUGUAAACCAGGAUUUACUGGAAAUUACUGUGAGACAGAUAUUGAUGAGUGCUUGUCUGAGCCCUGUCAAAAUGGAGCAACAUGUGUAGAUCAAGUAAAUGGCUACAGUUGUACUUGUCGUGUGGGACUGGAGGGAAGGCACUGCGAAAGAAAAAAACUCGGCUGCCAGAGCACCACAUGUCUGAACGGAGGGUCAUGCGCAGAGUCCAAUGACGGGAUGUGGUACUGUGUCUGUCCCAGAACAUACAAGGGCAUACAAUGCGAACAACUUGUUAAUGACUGUUCAAGCCAUCCAUGUCAAAAUGGCGGGAGUUGCUGUGAUAAAGGCGAUCAUUAUGAUUGUACAUGUCCUGAUGGAUUUAGUGGAAAACACUGUGAAACAAAACCUAUUUCUCCUUCGUCGCCAAGUAGCGUUACACCAUCUUCUUCAGGGCUGAUUGUUACAAGUACCACCUCUUAUGUGGUAACAUCUUGUUUUGGAUCGACAUCUUCUUCCUUUCCAAGUAGCGUUUCACCAUCACCUUCAGUAUGUGAUUGCGUUCACAGUCAUGGAAUAUGUAGAGAUGGUACCUGUGUCUGUCAUAUGUCCUAUUAUGGGCCAAGAUGUGAAUAUGAAUAUAACCUUUGCACUGUUGGAUUUUGUGGUACCACGGCUGCAUGCUCAAAAAUUCAGGGCGACUUGUACACAUGUAUUUCAACAUAUCAUCGGCCUUCAACGACUGCCUUGACUUCGACUCCGUUUACAACAAUACAAUCAACAUCAACAAUUAUGUGGAUAAUCGAUCAUAUCUGUGACAUAUCUCAGCCGUGUCGUAAUAAUGGCAUAUGUAUUAAAACCGGCUCGACACAUGGAUACCGCUGUCAGUGUGGUCCAGGAUAUACUGGGAGAAACUGCGAGAACUACUUGUUCUUAACAACCUCGAUUCCGCUUUCGACAAUUCUGCCAACAACAACUCUACCUCAUAUUCCUCAAACAUUAUCGUCUUCUGUUGUUAUUAACAAACGAUCCAGGCGAGAUAUUUUGAAAAAUAUCGAGAAUUCAGACGUAGAGGACAAGGAAUUGAAAAGGAUUUGCAAAUUAAAUGAGCUUAAAGCAAAGAAAAUCUUCAACGACAAACAACUCGCAAAGAAAAGCUGGAAAAACCUUCACCCAGGAAUCAAAGCCGUCCUCAUCGACCUGGUUGCCAAUAACGACCACCGUAGACUAUCAGGUACGCAUGCGCAGAUCAAGAAAGCCGUGGCGGGAAACGACUUGAUGGAAAUGUCCCGGAUAAUGGCCGAGAGGAACCUGUGGAAGAGAGUGCCAGUCGCGCGUUUCUGGAAGAGGAAGCAAAUGAUGAAGAAGGUGGUGAAAAAUCCUUGGAAGUCAUUGGUCGAAAGCCAAGUGGUUUGUUAAACAAGUAAUUAAUGGGUAAAUCAAAAAAGGUUUAAGGGAAAACUUUUGUUUGGGAAAAUUGUCGUUUAUUCUCGACAAAAUGCUAGGGUGAAAAUAUUUUAACUUCACGUUAUCAGACUGAGUAAUUUUAUGAUCAAAAAUGUUCUAGUUGUCGCACAAAGUUGUAAACACAUUGCAUUAUCGAAACGUUAUUAACCAAAGGCAAUGACAUUAAUAAAAGUAAAGCUUAAAAAUUCAUAUAAUAUUAUUACAAUUACACUUAAUAUUUCUUUUAACCAAAUAAAAAUUAAUUCCCUCAAGCUGCAAAAAUAGUUG
Messenger RNA from Actinia tenebrosa (Australian red waratah sea anemone), 2222 nucleotides. RefSeq lists its product as uncharacterized. Gene Ontology annotation, biological process: heterophilic cell-cell adhesion; establishment or maintenance of epithelial cell apical/basal polarity. Gene Ontology annotation, molecular function: lysozyme activity; calcium ion binding. Lineage: Eukaryota; Metazoa; Cnidaria; Anthozoa; Actiniaria; Actiniidae. The record is from RefSeq and is a predicted model, not a curated record. Gene Ontology annotation, cellular component: protein-containing complex; plasma membrane.